Molecule: messenger RNA, 2035 nt
Organism: Perognathus longimembris pacificus (Pacific pocket mouse)
Lineage: Eukaryota; Metazoa; Chordata; Mammalia; Rodentia; Heteromyidae
Product: E3 ubiquitin-protein ligase RNF220
Exons: 11
Coding region: 322-1137 (271 amino acids)
Biological process (GO): protein ubiquitination
Molecular function (GO): ubiquitin protein ligase activity; metal ion binding
Source: RefSeq, a predicted model, not a curated record
CGGCGACGGAUCACGUGACCAGGGCCAACAUGGCCGCCGCCGCUGCUGGGAGCUGAGGUGCCGCCACCGCCGGGCAGCCGGGGGGAAUCCGCCCGCAUCGCCGCCCUCGCCGGCUGGGCGGCCGCGGGGUCCAGAGAGCUGGAGGCCGGGGCUGGGGCGGCACCGCGCGGCGGCCACGGGGUCCUAUUAAAGCAGUCCCGGCGGCUAUGCCGAGGGCCCGGAGCGGCCGGCGGAGCAGGGGCACCGGCGGGAGGGAGGAAGUAGACCUUCCUGCGAGUGCGAGCCAACCGGCAGACCCGGCUGAAUGCUCGGAUUGGGAAAAUGAAACGGAGGAAGCAAGAUGAAGGGCAGGUAUGUCCCCUGUGCAACCGCCCCCUGGCAGGAUCGGAGCAGGAGAUGAGUAGGCAUGUGGAGCAUUGCCUUUCUAAGAGGGAAGGCUCCUGUAUGGCCGAGGAUGAUGCCGUGGACAUUGAGCAUGAAAACAACAAUCGCUUUGAGGAGUAUGAAUGGUGUGGGCAGAAGCGGAUACGAGCCACUACACUGCUGGAAGGUGGCUUUCGAGGCUCUGGCUUCGUCAUGUGCAGCGGCAAAGAGAACCCGGACAGUGAUGCUGACUUGGAUGUGGAUGGGGAUGACACACUGGAGUAUGGGAAGCCACAAUACACAGAGGCGGAUGUCAUCCCCUGCACAGGCGAGGAACCUGGUGAAGCCAAGGAGAGAGAGGCACUCCGGGGUGCAGUCCUAAAUGGUGGGCCUCCCAGCACCCGCAUCACACCAGAGUUCUCCAAGUGGGCCAGUGACGAGAUGCCAUCCACCAGCAAUGGGGAAAGCAGCAAGCAGGAAGCUAUGCAGAAGACCUGUAAGAACAGCGACAUCGAGAAAAUCACUGAAGAUUCAGCAGUAACCACAUUUGAGGCCCUGAAGGCUCGGGUCAGGGAGCUUGAACGUCAGCUAUCUCGGGGAGACCGAUACAAAUGCCUCAUCUGCAUGGACUCGUACUCGAUGCCACUAACGUCGAUCCAGUGUUGGCAUGUGCACUGCGAGGAGUGCUGGCUGCGGACCCUGGGUGCCAAGAAGCUCUGUCCACAGUGCAACACCAUCACAGCGCCCGGAGAUCUGCGGAGGAUCUACUUGUGAACCAGCCACCCAGGCAGGCCUUGCCUUGAGCAAUCCCACCUGCCCUGGCCUCUGUGACAGUGACCCUCUCCCCUUGUAUAUACUUGCACACGCGUUCCCCUUGUACAUACAUGCACAUAUACACUCGCGCGCACACACACAUACACACGUAUAGGACUCUGGAGCCAGAGGGGAGCAGUCCUGCCUAUUGGCUCCCACCAAGCUUGGGGACCAUACCUGUCCAGUCUCUGUUUCUAGGGUGGGCAGGGAGGUGGGGAUGGGGCCUAGUGAGUCAAGGCUCGAUCCCCAGCCCCCAGACUGACAGAUAACAGACAGGCAAACACCAGACUGAAGCACAUGUAAUAUAGACCGUGUAUGUUUACAAUGUUGUGUAUAAAUGGGACAACUCCUUCGCCCUCCACCCCUCCCCUUUGGUUGUAUGAUUUUCUUCUUUUUUUAAGAAACCUGGAGGCAGCACCCCAUUCGGGGCUGGCUGGGGGCUCGGCCCAUCCACGUCUUGGGGUACCUGCCUCUCCCUCUCCUGUGGCAUCCCUUCCCUCUCCAUGUGCUCGGUGUUCAGUGGUGUAUAUUUCUCUCCCAGACAUGGGGUAUAUGCCCCAAGGGAUGUGAUCCUCUCCUUAGUCUUAGCUCUUGGGGCUCUUUAUAAGGAGCUGAUGGUGGGGCAGGAAAUGGGACCCGAGCUGAGGCUGAGGCUGGUGCUGGCUGAGGGCACCCAGCUGCCCAGCCUUCUGCUGAGAACCAUUCCUGGGAGUAGAGCUGUGUUCCCAGGGGAAAGUGUUGUCUCUCUGCCCCUCCUGUGGGCCCCAUGGUGUGAUGCUGUGUCUGUAUAUUCUAUACAAAGGUACUUGUCCUUCCCCUUUGUAAACUACAUUUGACAUGGAUUAAACCAGUAUAAACA